Suillus discolor is the source of this 465-nucleotide messenger RNA. RefSeq lists its product as uncharacterized. NCBI's taxonomy places the organism in Eukaryota, Fungi, Basidiomycota, Agaricomycetes, Boletales, Suillaceae. The record is from RefSeq and is a predicted model, not a curated record. The transcript has a single exon. The coding region runs from base 1 to 465 and encodes 154 amino acids.
AUGUCCGAUCAAUUUGAUAACAUAGGCACCGAUUCCACCCUUUGGAUUCCACCGAACUUUCCAAUAGAAGACAUUGACAUUUCAAAUGACAUCGCCAUUUCAUAUACAAUGUAUAAGCGAGUUGAUAAGAAAAUUAAGCCUGUUCCAGGAGUAUUUCCCCAAGAAGCACAAGUCCAGCGACGGUUUCCAAGUGACCCUUUAGAAACCCUACCUGUCUUAUCACCUCAUCUCCCUGAAUUUAAGCCAUCCAUUAAAAUUACAACUGAAAGAAUGAAGUCCCUUAAUAUUAAUUCUAUAGGAUUCCUGUCAACGGAAGAAGAGAAAUUGUUCAGUCAUAUCAUGAUGCUUAAUGAAGAUGCCCUAGCAUUUGAGGAUAAUGAUCGUGGCACCUUUAAAGAAUCAUAUUUUUCACCAUAUAUCAUUCCAACUGUACCACACGUGCCAUGGGAAUACAAAAAUAUGUGA